GACCCGCCGAGGGCGUCCCUUCGCCGAGUCGGAUGAAGCGCAGCAGCCUGAACUUCUUGAGAGGGACGGCGGCGGGAUCCGCCGGCGCCGCCACCGGCGCUGUCGGCGCGGCGAUCCCGAAGUCUCCUUCGGGGUGGCUGGGACCGGCGGCGCCAGGAGUUUCGGGGAGGUGGCGGAGAAGCUUGAGCGGCGAAGACGCGGAAUCUGCGAAGGUUGUUCCGUUCGUUCGUGUGGCGGGGACCGGCGGCGUGAGUUGCGGCGAGCCUGCGAUGGUUGUUCCGUUCGUGCGAAAGGAGGAGAAGCCGCAGGGGUCACCGCAGCAGCAGCCGUCGCAAGAGCCAUCAUCCCAACCGUCUCACACGCGAAGCCGCAGUGGUAGUGGUAGCAGCGGAGGGCAGCGCGCGGCAGGGCAGGAGAUUUUAUUUCGAGUCGACCUGCUCCGUGCGCCAGCGGGGCCGGCAGCACUGGCUGGCGAAACGAAACCCAGUGGCGAAACGGGUGGCGAAGAAUCUCGAGGGCAGACUCAAGCCGCGUCGUAUCACGAGACGCUGGAUUUAGAAUUGGUGGAUUACUUUGGCGACGUUGCGCAGUCAUGGAACGUGGGCCGCGGCUGCUGCACCUCGGUCAAAGUUCCGUUGGAGGAGGCGGCGGAAAUGGGAGAAGGGGGGUGUGAGAAUCUAGCGGAGGGAAUGGACGGGGAGGGUCAAAUGGAAUCAUGGCGCAUGUGCAGUUUAAGUAGCGGCGUGGGGGUUUUGGAAGGAGAUGCUCUGACAUGCACACAACCAGAUGCCAGGAAGGAAAGUGAGGAGGAAACGGAGGAAGGUAGGAGCAUGAGGGUCAGCAACAGCAGAGUUACCAAUGUUGUCUGCUUGUGA
Closterium sp. Naga37s-1 is the source of this 875-nucleotide messenger RNA. The record is from the annotation of a GenBank genome assembly. NCBI's taxonomy places the organism in Eukaryota, Viridiplantae, Streptophyta, Zygnematophyceae, Desmidiales, Closteriaceae.